Molecule: messenger RNA, 1602 nt
Organism: Penicillium bovifimosum
Lineage: Eukaryota; Fungi; Ascomycota; Eurotiomycetes; Eurotiales; Aspergillaceae
Product: putative MFS transporter
Exons: 3
Coding region: 1-1602 (533 amino acids)
Biological process (GO): transmembrane transport
Cellular component (GO): membrane
Molecular function (GO): transmembrane transporter activity
Source: RefSeq, a predicted model, not a curated record
AUGCAAGAAGGCCAAUUGCAUCUCGAGAUAGGGAGUCAAUCCCUCGAUGUCAACAAUGAUCUCCCUGGGCCUUAUCAGAUCCCCGAAGAUCAUCCGCUGCUCGGGCCCGGGUCCAUCGAGGCUGAACCCACACCGGUCGAGUUUCGGCGUGGGCUUGCCAUUAUCUUGUGCACGAUCUCUGUGUUGUUCAUGAACUGUGCACUCAAUAAUUUGGUCACGCUCAACAUUCCGCUGUUGUCAUUGGAGUUUGAAUUGAGCCCUGGCGUUGAAUUAUGGCCAAUGACAAUGUACUAUCUUGCACAAGGCUGCACAUUCCUCCUGGCGGGGUCUUUAGCAGACGUCCUAGGCAGUAGAAAGAUUUUCCUGGCGGGGUGCUUCCUACAGAUCGUCUGUCAUCUGGGCAGUGGGCUUGCUCAAACAGGAGCGCAGCUUCUUGUCCUUAGAACACUGUCCGGCGUGGCGUACCCUAUGUGUUUUAUCUCUGCAAUGAGCAUUCACAGGAAUCAUAUUCCCACUGGAAACUUGAGCAAGCUAGCAUCCUCCUGUACGAGCGGAAGUCAUUACAUCGGCUCUCUGAUUGGCAUAACCCUCAGCGGAGUACUCUCAGAAACGAUCGGCUGGAGAUGGGGUUUUCUUGGUGCUGCUCUCAUGAGCCUAUUCGCUUUCUUUCUAUCAAUCUGGAUUAUUCCCCAACAAUCCGAGGAAACUAAACGCGUCACAUGGACAGAAAUGGCCGAAGACAUCGAUUGGGCGGGAACACUGCUCGCCAGCUCACUAAUGGCCCUCCUCUUCUCAGCAUUGGCCGUCAUCACAAACAACGUCGCAUAUAUCGGCCGAUCAGGCCUUUUCAUCCCCCUCUCCCUCGGCUGGAUAAUCCUAGUCGCCUUCCUCUUCUGGCAAGACUGCUGGGAACGCGACAGCACACAGGGUAUCCAGAAUUCCCUCUGGACAAACAACCACUUCAUCUCCAUCUGUCUCGUUAUAUUCUUCAUCUACGCAUCCUCUCACUCAACAUCCCAACUCACAGUCCUCGUCUUCCAGCGAGCACAGAGUCUCUCAGUCCUCCAAUCCUCAUGGCGAUACCUACCGAUACCGAUCAUAGGAGCAUUGAGCAGUUUCCUCACGCCUCGUCUCCUGUAUCGUGUACCAGCCAACGAUAUCCUCGCCACCGCAGUUCUCCUUUCCGCUCUUUCUCCGUUCUUGAUGGCUAUCAUAGAUGCGAACUCGCCGUAUCUCAAAUCGGCAGUAUUCGCCGUCUCAUUGAAUCCAAUCGCAUCAAAUGCCAUCAUCCCACUUGCCAGCAUGAUGGUCGCCAACACAUUCCCGUUGGAGACACAGGGUCUUGCAAUGGGAGUCCUCUGCACUGUGGCUAUGAUUGGUGCUUCAGUUGGGCUGGCUUUGACUGCGCUGGUUUCAAAUGAUAUGGCUACACAUCUGCAACAUAGUCCUGCGGGACAUAGUGCACCGGAGAUAUGGAUAAGUGGGUAUCGAAGUGCAUUCUGGUUCUUGUUCUCUCUGAGCUUGGUGGCGUUGCUUGUUACUCUUAGUUGCUUGCGGAAAUUGGGGUAUUUGGGGCGUGGGUUGGAGAUACAGCAUUUAUAG